This is a messenger RNA of Cylindrotheca closterium, 1086 nucleotides long. Lineage: Eukaryota; Bacillariophyta; Bacillariophyceae; Bacillariales; Bacillariaceae. The record is from the annotation of a GenBank genome assembly.
AUGCCCCAGUCUUUAGAUGAAGAAGAAGACCCUGAGAAGAAGCUAAAUGUCCGUCUUUCAUCCUUCACAGCAGCUGAAUAUGGCGACAUGUACUCUAUACAAAAAACAGGAGCCUCCGUCGUUAACAAGAUUGAUCCUUAUGGCAAUACUCCUCUUCAUUUGGCCGCCCAACACGAUCAUGUAGCUGUUGUGGCUAUGCUCCUGGAAUUGGGAUGUCCCGCAGAUUCCCAACAAAGUGGGGCUACCCCUUUGCACAGGGCAUGUUUUUCUGGGGCCGUCUCCAGCAUGGGAUUAUUGCUGCAACAAAAUGCAGAUUUAUUGGCCAAAGAUGUCAGUUUCAAUGAUCAAAUGACGCCUCUUCACAAGGCGGCAGCUGGUGGUCGGUAUUUGGCAGUGCAACUAUUAUUACAAACCCUUCGUUCCCGAGGAGAUAGCAGUGACGGACGAUCAAUGUUGGCGGCAGCUCUGGAAGUAAAAGACAGUGCAGGUCGAACACCUUUGGAUAUAGCCAAGGAGUUUAGUUUGGUUCAAGAAACGGAAAAGGACUCGGUGGCACGAUGGGAUCAAGUGGCGGGGGGUGAGGCUGAUUGGGUGAAGUGUUCUAGACUCUUGACAGCUGCGACGCAAAGUUUGAAUGGUAUCUCCUCCCAAUCGCAGACUUCUUCUCUGGCCUACAAACUGCCGGCCGAGAUAUCUCGAUUGCGACAGGGUUGCGUCAGUUCCUUUGAUGGCGAAGAAGUGAAUAUCAAGUCAGUGACGCUGCCGCUUCAAACACGAUUUCAAUCGGUCAUUCAGCACUCCUUGGACGACGUUUCCUCGUCGGGUUCUCCACGAAGUUUGACAUCGCAAAACAAUGCCAUCAAUACCAUCACAUCUUCAUCGACUUCGCCAGCAGCAACAGGAAUCGAUCAUACUACGACUGUCAGCAGCAGUAUUCCAGUGUCAUCAUCAAUACAAGAAAACAACGAAACACCUGUGGGGAUGAAAUGUUCUGCCUGUGGAAAAGUAACAGUCGCACUGUAUCCAACAAAACAAGGGAAACUAGCAUGCAAGGCCUGCAAACGGGCCUCGGGUUUUAAAUUUUAA